Scleropages formosus (Asian bonytongue) is the source of this 3704-nucleotide messenger RNA. It is a transcript of the gene rhpn1, whose product is annotated as rhophilin, Rho GTPase binding protein 1. The coding region runs from base 380 to 2458 and encodes 692 amino acids. Gene Ontology annotation, molecular function: protein binding. The transcript has 16 exons. Lineage: Eukaryota; Metazoa; Chordata; Actinopteri; Osteoglossiformes; Osteoglossidae. The record is from RefSeq and is a predicted model, not a curated record. Gene Ontology annotation, biological process: negative regulation of stress fiber assembly; signal transduction.
AGACAAACGGCGAAUCGAUAAGAAGCAACAAGUGGACCUGGAGCGCGAGACGGCGGUUGCGUCCCGUGGGAAACGCGGUCAUUAAUACAUCCUGACGUUAUACUGCAAGACGGGCACCGGUGGCGAAGAAGACGCUGCGCGAGCCUAACGCGUGUGGAGAAGAAGCUAAGUGGUCUUUUCCACCUGUCCGCGGAGGUUUGCGCAGGAAAAUUAGACGCCCUGGGAGUUUCCGUCUGUCCGCGCGCGGCGCUCGAGUCGUGAUGCAGGCGAGCAAAGGAAGGGCUGCCGGCGACGGCACGCGCACCGCGGUCUUGCGCGGGUAGCCCGCGCCGCGGAGGCCGUCGGAAGAGCGGGCUCGAGGGCAGCGCGUGCGUUCGGGAUGUCCGACCACGGGUCGGAGGAAGCGCUCCCCCCGCCGGAGGACCACAGCGGCCGCGCAGGGAGCAUGCGCAAGGGCUGCGACCCCAUGCUGAUGACUCUGCGCAGUCGACUGCAGCAUCGGAGGGCCAGGAUCAACCAGCAGAUCAACAAAGAGCUGCGCAUGCGUGCCGGGGCUGAGAACCUGUUCAGGGCCACCACCAAUCACAAGGUGAGGGAGACUGUGGCGCUGGAGCUCAGCUUUGUCAACUCCAACCUGCAGCUGCUGAAAGAGGAGCUGGAGGAGCUCAACAGCAACAUGGAGGUCUACCAGACAGAAAGUGAGUCGGUCAACGUACCCAUGAUCCCGCUGGGCUUGAAGGAAACUAAAGAGGUGGACCUCUCCGCUGCACUGAAGGACUUCAUCUGCGAGCACUACGGUGAAGAUGGCUUGCAGUACGAGAACGAGAUCAGGGAGCUCGCGGACCUUCGACAGAUGAUGGAGUUUUUCAUAUUUGGAGGAGGUGAACAUGCUGUCGGCACAUUUCAGGCCAUGCGCACCCCCAGCCGCAGCGAGGCGGGCGUGGAGCUGUUGAUGGAGUACUACAACCAGCUGUACUUCUUGGACCAGCGCUUCUUCCCUGUUGGCAAGACCCUGGGCGUGUACUUCCACUGGUAUGACUCCCUCACAGGUGUGCCCUCCUGCCAGCGGGCCCUGGCCUUUGAGAAGGGCAGCGUCCUCUUCAACAUGGGGGCACUUUACACUCAGAUCGGUGCCCGCCAGGACCGCUGCACCAGCGAGGGCAUUGACAGCGCCAUCGAGGCCUUCCAGCGCGCUGCCGGAGCAUUCAGCUAUCUGAAGGAGAACUUCUCCAACGCGCCCAGCCUGGACAUGAGCGCUGCCUCACUGGCCAUGCUCGUGCGCCUCAUGCUGGCCCAGGUGCAGGAGUGUGUGUUUGAGCGUGUGCUGCUGCUUCUGCGGGAUGACCAGUUCACCACCCACCUGCAGGUGGCGCAGGAGGCGGCGCAGGUUUCGGACAUGUACUGGCUCGUUCUGCAGACCAUGGGGCAACCGCUGGUCAAGGACUACGUUCCUUUCUCCUGGGCCACCAUGGCACAGGUCAAGACGGAGCACUUCCGUGCACUUUCUCACUAUUACGCCGCCGUGGCCCUCUGUGAGCACGCUCAGUCCACACAGUGGGACGAUGGCGCUGGGGAGCGCGCCCUGCACCACUUCCACACGAGCACGCCCAAAGGACCGCCCCUCGGCCACGUUUUGCAGGACCCUGAGGAGAGGCGCAAGCUUGGUAAAGCACACCUGCGGCGUGCCAUCAUGCGCCACGAGGAGGCCAUGCGUGUGCACAGCCUCUGUAAGAUCCUGCGGAAGAUGGACAUCCUGCAGGAGGUGCUGUCCUUGAUGCACAAGCGCUCGCUGCACUGCUACUCCCACAUCGAUCACGAGGAUGACUUCUUUGAGACGGUCGAGGCGCCCGAUGUGCAGUCAAAGACUGAACAGAAGCCGGAAAUAAAGACCCCCGACUUCUCCAGAGUGCAGGUGACGGACAUCUUCCGGCGGCUGGGCCCGCUGCCCAUCUUCUCUGCCCGGAACCGCAGGAGCGCUCCACGGGUCGUGAUCCUGCAGCGGUCCGACGGAGGCCUGGGGCUCACGCUGAGGGGCGACUCUCCUGUGCUCGUAGCCGGGGUCGUUCCCGGGGGCUGCGCCGCGGAGGCAGGGCUUCGUGAAGGAGACUAUAUAGUGUCGGUGAAUGGAGUGGACUGCAAGUGGGCCAAACACGCUGACGUGGUACAUACCCUCAAAACCUACAGCGAGAGUGGCGUGGAGCUCUGUGUCAUCACCCUGCUGUCCCCAGAGGUGCACGGACAGGUGGAGAGGAGGGCCGCAGUGCAUCCCCCCGGAGGAAACAAGGAGAAUGCCCUUCACCAGGCAAGCCCCACCUCCACCAAGGGGUAUGGCCCCACGUCGCUCCUCACGUGGAACAGGAAGAAAGGAGGGAGUGGAGGAGCAGGCGAGGCCACCAAGAGGUUCAGUGGGACCUUGGGCCUGGGGUUCAGGACCCUGCAAGACAAGGCUGUGUGCUGAGUGUUCACACGCGUACCACCCGCACCACAGGAAGCUCUUUCACUGGAGGCAAGACAGGAGGGAGCAUCGCAGUGGGCGGGGACGAGACAGGAGGAGGAUGGGGGGGGUCAUGACCCAUCACCCCUGACCCCCUCGACUCCUGGCGAAAGCCCGAACUGAGCGUGAACACGGACGCUGCUGAUAGAUAAACCGGCAGGGCACAGGUCGGCUUGCUACGUUAGGUCCCUUCGAAACCACCUCCUUGCUUCCCCGUGGCUUGUCGAACCCUAAAGGUCUGUCAGGUCUGGAGACAAACAUGGUGAUGUUCACCCAAAGUGUGAUGGAGAUGUUAGAGGUUCAAGCUGCAGCACCUUCAGGUCACUUAAGCCACGUGUGGUUGAUGAGGUCAUCAGUUUAAUUAAAUGGCUCCGCCUUCAUAUUUGCGCUUAUUCCUAGUGGCAAGGGAGAUGCUUUUGUCCAAAGGGACAUGCGGCAGCAGCAGACUGAGGUACGGGUCCAACCACCUGAUUAAUGAAGCUCAGUAUGUUGUCGUAACACACACACACACACACACACACACACACACACGUUGCGGCACUUUCUUACAUAAGUGGUACAUGAAAGAGAAUGUAGGCAGAUAAAGUCAGUGGUGAGGGAAUCACUUAUAGGUGGUCCAGGGGGAGAUGGGUUUGAAGCAGAUGAGUUUGAACCCUUUCUGAACAUGGGAAGGAUUCAGCAGCUUUGAGGGACAAAGGGAAAAGGGCUUGAAUUUCACCAUACAAAGUGCAGAACACAUGUGUGCUGUGUGUGGUCUCCUGAGUGGAAAAGUGUGCCUGAGGGCUGAGGGGGGUGUUGGGUCAGUAACCCAUUUAUGGCCCGGAUAGGAAACAGCACUGGGUGGUCAGGAACCAUUGGUUCAGAACACCUUGCACCCGCAUCCGCAGGGGACAUGUCACUGGACUGGGGACUAAGGAGUGGACAGAAAUCACAGAAUACUCCUGCUAUUAAGGGUAUGACAUCAGGAGGUGGGAUUCGAACCUGGUUUGACUGCAGUGCAGCAGCUCUAGCCGCUACGCCACCUGCUGGCCCACUUUAACACACACCACAGUAGAACUGAACACCAGGGGGUCUGAACGGUAACCUCUGACUCGCAGCACUUCUUCAUUCUUCUCCGGUGCCAUCCUGUGGAUUCGAGACUUUGUUUUCACUGUAAACCCCAUCGCCAUAGUUACCAUGUUGAGAGCAGCUGUGCCAUGUCCCACCACAA